This is a messenger RNA of Cooperia oncophora, 258 nucleotides long. The record is from the annotation of a GenBank genome assembly. NCBI's taxonomy places the organism in Eukaryota, Metazoa, Nematoda, Chromadorea, Rhabditida, Trichostrongylidae.
AUGGUGGUACCUGUGCAUUGGUUAUCAUACUUGGCUCCAGAACUCAUACGAUCUCUAUGCGAAGACUGGCGAGAAUUACCAUUUUCUGAAAGUACCGAUGUAUUUGCGUUCAGCACGGUUUGGUUCGAACUGCUGACGUCAUCGUUCCCAUUUGCUGGGGAAGUUCCUGAUCGUAUCAUUUGGAUGGUAGGAAAUGGUAUGAAAGCGCCACUAUACAAUCUGAAUACUGUUACUGAAGUGAAGGAAGACUGGUGUUGA